AUGGGUACAGCAGUGGAAAUGGACGUGGAGAUGGAGUUUCUGGCAGGGGGGCUGGGGAAAUGCAAAGCCAUUGGUGACUACAAUGGUCAUGUCGGCCUCGGUGUAAAAUGCUCCAAGGAAGUUGCCACUGCUAUUCGUGGGGCAAUCAUCUUGGCUAAACCAUCCAUUGUACCAGUACGACGAGGCUACUGGGGUAACAAGAUUGGCAAGCCUCAUAGUGUAUCUUGCAAGGUUACUGGUCGUUGUGGGUCUGUUCUGGUGCAUCUGAUCCCAGCACCCCAUGGUACCCGAAUUGUAUCUGCCCCUGUUCCAAAGAAACUGCUGAUGGUGGCUGGAAUUGAUGACUGCUAUGCUUCAGCUAGGGGUUGUACUGCUACACUGGGCAACUUUGCUAAAGCCACCUUUGAAGCACUCUCCAAGACCUACAGUUAUCUGACCCCUGACCUCUGGAAGGAGACUGUGUUCACCAAGUCUCCUUAUCAGGAAUUCACUGAUCAUCUGGCUAAGACCCACACCAGAGUCUCAGUGCAGAGAACCCAGGCAGCUGCUGUGGCAAAUCAGAAGAGCGUCGUGUUUGGGGAUGAGUGUGCAUGUGUGGUUGAUAUGGGUUUGUCGUGCUGCAGGGCUAUAGUCUCACAGGGCAGCUCCAAGAUUCCCCAGGUCCCAGGAGGUGAUUGCAAGCUAUGUCUGAUGGAGGUGGGUAGAAGUUCACAGAUUCCCUGGCUGAAGCACAGUUCCACCGAAACCAGCGUCAUCCCUGGCGUGGGAGACGAUCGCGUAGUGCGAGGUGAACGUGUGAACUGA
Chelonia mydas (Green sea turtle) is the source of this 804-nucleotide messenger RNA. RefSeq names its product 40S ribosomal protein S2-like. Gene Ontology annotation, biological process: translation. The record is from RefSeq and is a predicted model, not a curated record. Gene Ontology annotation, cellular component: cytosolic small ribosomal subunit; ribosome. Lineage: Eukaryota; Metazoa; Chordata; Testudines; Cheloniidae. Gene Ontology annotation, molecular function: structural constituent of ribosome; RNA binding. The transcript has 5 exons. The coding region runs from base 1 to 804 and encodes 267 amino acids.